CCACUCCCUAACACCCUAUAACUCCAGUGAGCUAUUGUCCUCUGCCUGCUAGUCUACCUAUGUAUCUUUGCUUGCAGCGUCCGAUUGGGCAGCUAGCAUGCCACUUAGGGACGUUAAAACUUUGGAGCAAAUAUGACGACAGAUGAUAGGAGCUCUUGUGUCAAUGGAGGGGUGAAAAAACAGGAAAACCACAAAAAUGUUAUCAGGCGGGAAGAGGGAGAGUUGGCGACAGAAGCAUAUCAUCCUCGCCCCAACAAGGCACAGCACACAAUAUUUAUUCAGAAUGUUUCCAAUGGGAACAGCAACUGAUCUCCAUUACUGCUUUUAAUCUGAUAACAGGCCUUAAUGUGACAAUCACGCCCUCUCCGUCAGACUCAAGUAGAAACACUUUGAAACUUCGUCACAUUUACUUCGAAACAUCACACAUUUCUAUGACAAGUUUCUUGUUUUGAUGCCACCAGUUUCCUGUGUCGUCCUCUCUACCCCCAGGAGUGUAGAGACACUUGGAAUAUACCCUGUGGUGUUCACAGUUGAAGACGGCGACAACAUCGCACAAAAUGGCACAGUGACACCUGGUGUUGGUUAGGAGUACCACUUGGGAUCCAAUUCUGCAUUGUCACUUGACAAGAUUUGAACGGUGUUCCGCCGUUCCCGGAGUCCCCCCAUACCAUGGCCGGAGAGGUACUGCCUGGGGUGCCGGGAGGGGAGCGGACCUACACCUCUAUACUCGGUGACCACCCAGGGGAACUUGUCCGCACCGGCAGUCCAAACUUUGUGUGCUCAGUCCUCCCAUCACACUGGCGAUCAAACAAAACUCUACCAGUCUCAUUUAAAGUUGUCGCUUUGGGAGAAGUUAAGGAUGGAACCAAAGUCAGCAUUAUGGCUGGGAAUGAUGAGAAUUACUGUGCCGAAUUAAGGAACGGUACCUCCUAUAUGAAGAACCAGGUUGCCAAAUUCAACGAUUUACGCUUCGUUGGAAGAAGCGGUCGAGGGAAGAGUUUCUCGCUGACCAUCACCGUGAGCACCAACCCACCAGAGAUCGCCAUCUACCAGAAAGCCAUCAAAGUUACCGUAGAUGGACCACGGGAACCACGAAGUAAGACAAAGCUCCACACUGACGACCGUCGGAUCCACCAUCGAGUCGGUCCCCUGGAACUGACACUGGAAAGGAGCCCCCUCACGGAGCCACUCGUGGAUCGCAGGUUCGCGCAUCUGGCUGAACUAGAGCGUCUUCGCCGCGUAUCGUCUGUACCUGCUGAUGUGAGAACACACCACACCACCGAUGUCAAUGGACUGCGCCCAACAGAAGUAUUGACGAAGCAGUUAGAAAGUACGCGGGGAGGGUGGGGUGGCUACGACACAGUGCCGUACACGAAGGACGUCAUCUACCCCACCAUCACCACCCACAGUACCCCACUGUCUCAAUCACAGUCUGUCAUUGUCUCACACCUUGCUGCUGCCCAUUCCUCUGCUGUAGAAUCUCGUGAGCGUGAAUCUCGCCUCCAAGGCCUGCAAGAACACCCUGUUGUCACCACCCACAGCCUCGUCCCCCAUGAGCGCCACCUACCCCUGGUGCCAGAAGCUCAGAGACCAGACUACCCUAGCCUAGAGCCGCGCCUGCCAGUGGAACGCAGAAUCACCAUAGAAUCUCGGCUCCCUCUUGUGUUGCCACCAUAUGCAAGUGCAUCUGAUGUUCGCCUCAGUGACCCGCGUAUACCGGAACCGUUGUACCCCGAGACAAGACCGUUGUUCGUGCCCCCUCAGACUCUGCCGUACACAGUCAGCAGUUCCAACCUAUCCAUUCUGGAGGAGAGCCGUGCAAUCUCUACUCUGCCCCUCGCUGUGACUCACGGGACGUACCCCGGUAUGACCCCUCAUGAGUUCUUUAGUUCCAUCAACCCUCCCAGCUCAAUUGCAGCGGCUGCUUCCUAUUUAGCAGGAAGUCCGCCACGAGUGCUGCCCCCUACCUUCCUGUACCCCCAUCUCUACAGCUCCUCCCCCCAACAGUAUCAGACACGCCUCUACCUUCCCACGGGGGAGGUCAGGACGUACGAGGUGCUCGGUCAAAGGCCGUCGGACCUUCCCCCAAAGGUUGAGAAACCCACUCCUGUGUCCCCAUCCUCCCGGUUAGCACUUGAAGGACCGAUCGCUCGACCUGUUCGAGAUGUUGAACUCACGGAGGAAGGGACAGGGUCUUCCGAUUCAUCAAGAGACAUACCACCAAGACAUGAAGACUCAGAGUCAUCCAAGUCUUCACCAAGAAGACCUGGUCAUGAUGAACCAGCACCUGUGUGGCGGCCAUAUUGAAAUGGUUGAUGAAAUGUGAUUCGGGAAUGUGACAGUUGGUCCCAUCCAACUCUUGUGCCUUGUUGAAGUGUUCAUGGUUUGACCUUGACCUUCAGAUGGAGACAUAAAUCUUAUGGAGGGCCUGAGCAGAAUGCAGCGUUCAAGAAAUUCUGGCUCUGCUCCACGUCCCUGGGAAAAUUGUGCCAUUGAUACUGACAGAGCUCUUGGUUUCAUGGACAGAAUGAAGCAAGGGAAACAGACAAGUGUUGAAAUGUAAGAACUGCCAAGCAGACAUCUUUGAGUUUGACCUUGAGCUUCUCGUCAGCUCCAGAACCUGUUCCGUAAUGACUAGCGGCGGCGUAGGACGUUGUUGUGGUUCCAGACCUUUGGAGCAGAGCAUUGGACCUGAACGCCGCACCAGAAUGCCACAGUACCAGAGCACUGAGACCAUCAUGGCAACAGAAUCCUGGCUAUCAGCCCAUGAGCAUUAUGUGAUGAAGUAGAGCAGCCAUUCCAGGCGUCGGAGUAUUAUGACAGAGGGUCAUGAAAUCCUGUGUUGAAUAUUUGUACAGAUUUUGUUGUUGAUAAGGCUUAAACAAACGGUUCCAAUGACAAGUCCGCCUGUGGUGGCAACCCAAGACAAUAUAUUGACCAUUGUGGAUGAAAGUACCAUUUUUACCCUGUAUUACUUCUGGAUCUAGAAGACAAUGCAUGAAAAAUGAUUUAUUAAGACACACCGGUACUCGAAAGCUAUGGAAGCAAAAUAAGAAAUAAUUGAAAACAUGUUUAGUAGCACCAACUUUGUAAUGGUUUUACAAGGAGAUUUUGGUCAUCUCGUGCUACUUGACAUUUUAUUGAGAUAAAUAUUUAUUUGAAGUUAAAGUACCGACCAGUUGCCGUUUUGGGACUGAUGAAAUCUACCAGAGUACAGACAUUAUACUCAGUAAAACAAUGCAUGAUGUGAUUUGUUGAUUUUAUCAUAUCACAAUUUAAUCAGUUUCUCCAAAUAAGGUAUUGUGAUAUGUAUAUCAUGAGUGUAUUACCUACAUCUUGGUGAAUCAUGUCAGACCUUAUUAUGGCUAGAUAUUUUUUCAGUAUUUUUUAUCUGUGAAUUGGGAGUAGAUUUACUUAUUUCUGACUUUUUUAAUUGUUUUUUUAUGUUUAUAUACAACAAUAUUUCCUUAUGGUAAUAUUGGUUUGUGAUUAGUCCUGCUUUAAAGCUUAGGUAUUUCUGGAGUGUUUUACAGCACACACAUCUAAGGCCACAAGAAGAGUUUUUCUUCUCUUCACUGAGAAAGAGUAUUUUGUUUAAUUUAAUUUAAUUUUUUUAUUUCCAAAUUGAAAAUUCCUAGUUGUACAAUAGAAAACAAUAUAAAGACGUUCCGUUUUGUAAAAUCACCAACAGCAUCACUGCCAUCAGAAUAGGUUGUAUCAAAAAGCGCAACUUUGGAAUGAAAACUAACACUUGAAAUGAGGAAUCGGAACAUAAUUUGACAUGCUGGUUGACUUUUAUAGAAACAAGAAAAUGUUAUCUGUGUCGUAACCUAGCCAUCAUUGUGUUACUUCUGUGAAGUGUGUCAGUCUCUUUGUAUUCCAUUCAAAGGUCACGUAUUGUGAUGUUUACAAACGUCCAGUUUCAGUCUGGUCACAAAACAUUCUAAAAAGUUAACAUUCAUACAUAAUAAUAGCUUAUGUAAAUAGUGCAAUAUUUACAAGGCUGUAUUCAGCUUCGUAGGAUCAUCAUGAGGAGACCAAUACACAAUGGGAAUUAAUCAAAAUUUCACAAAUCAAAGGUAUUUUGUACUUAUGAUGCGAGGGCUUCUGUAUAACAGAGAGAUGAGCACCCUAAGACCCUGUUUGGGCGUGCAAUUUGAACAAAGCCUCACCAGUUCAAUUGAGGUAUUGGACAUGGUUUAACCAUAAGAAACGCUGUCGCAGUAUUAUAUGACCUUAUAUGAACUAUAACCUUUAUCACAGUGGUGAAACUUAUCUAACAUGAUACUAAUAGGCAAUCUUUGCUAAGGAAAUUGUGGAAGAAAAAAUUUACUUCUUGUGAUUAAUUAAUUUUUUUUAAGAAAACAAAUAUGGGUGAAAAUAAUUUCAAUAUUUAUUUGAGAAUUUUGGUUUUAAUAAGAAGUUAUCAAAGAUUAUUUUUAAUUGUUUUCAGCAACGGUUCAUAGUGCUUAUGAGUUUUGAAGUCUUGGUUAAGGAUUUUGCCCUACAAUGUACAUCUUGUAUUGGAUAUACAUCGGGAUGUGAAUUGUGCUUAGUCCGUAGUACCUGAAUUAUACAGUUCAGUAUUCACCAUUGAUAAAUUGUUCUCUGCUCUGCUGCACUAUGGAACACUGAUAGAUGGUGCAACCUUCACACUGUUCCUGAAGAAUUGUGAUUCUGGAAACAGACUUCUGCCUAUGCACUGAAUAGCAUUCAUGAACAAAGUAUUGCUGAAACAGCUUUAACAUCCCUGUUAUCCUGUACUAUAGUGAUGAUGCUGUGAGAGUUCACAUUAUUGGAGUACACAAUACUCGCAUGUCCGUGAACACGUGAAUACCCUGCUCAAUACAUCUGUUGUCCUGUAUAGAAGUGUCACAAGAUAUAUUGUCCAGCAUUUGUGAAGCUGAUGAUGUCCAUUAUUCCUGAUGUUAACACGUACAGCACUGACAACUGCUGAUCACCACUGGACCUUGUAAAGUGCUCAUUAGUGUUAGUUGUGAUUGUUUUGUCAUAUAUUUAUUUUUCUUGUACAUUUUUGAGUGCUUUACCAAAGAUAUGAGAAGUGUCAUCCCAACAUUACAAUUGUCAUGUCAUUUUCAUGAGAUUGUCAUGUUUGUUAUGCACAUU
Molecule: messenger RNA, 5127 nt
Organism: Haliotis rufescens (red abalone)
Lineage: Eukaryota; Metazoa; Mollusca; Gastropoda; Lepetellida; Haliotidae
Exons: 6
Coding region: 670-2307 (545 amino acids)
Biological process (GO): regulation of DNA-templated transcription
Cellular component (GO): nucleus
Molecular function (GO): RNA polymerase II cis-regulatory region sequence-specific DNA binding; ATP binding; DNA-binding transcription factor activity, RNA polymerase II-specific
Source: RefSeq, a predicted model, not a curated record